Symsagittifera roscoffensis is the source of this 1194-nucleotide messenger RNA. RefSeq names its product protein phosphatase 1A-like. Bases 1 to 1194 code for a protein of 397 amino acids. Gene Ontology annotation, molecular function: protein serine/threonine phosphatase activity; manganese ion binding; magnesium ion binding. Lineage: Eukaryota; Metazoa; Xenacoelomorpha; Acoela; Convolutidae. The transcript is spliced from 5 exons. Gene Ontology annotation, biological process: peptidyl-threonine dephosphorylation. The record is from RefSeq and is a predicted model, not a curated record. Gene Ontology annotation, cellular component: cytosol; nucleus.
AUGGGCGUGUUUCUUGAUAAACCGAAAAUUGAAAAAGAAACUUCAAAUGGCGAAGGUAAUGACCUUAAGUUUGGACUUUCUGCGAUGCAAGAUGUAAUAACUAAACACGAAGCAUUCAAAAAUUACGACAUGGAUAAACACGAUGACAACACAAUAAAAGAAGUCAUAAGGAAAGGUUUUUUGGAACUGGACACAAUGCUAAGACAAACACCUACCAUUACCAAUGGAGAAGAAUCCAGCGGAACAACAGUUUCAUCUUGCUUGCUGUCUCCCCACAAAAUGUUCUUCGCCAAUUGUGGAGAUUCGCGGUCUCUCAUUGUCCGAAAAGGGACCGUGGCGUUCAGUACCCGAGAUCACAAGCCACAUUUGGACGACGAAAAAACACGAAUUGAAGCUGCAGGAGGAAGCGUUAUAAUGAUGCGAGUGAAUGGAAGCCUUGCAGUUUCCCGUGCUCUUGGAGACUUCGAGUACAAAGAUAAUGCUCAGAUGGAUGCCAUUGAGCAGCUGGUUUCCCCAGAGCCAGAAGUGACUGCCGUAGAGCGAAACGCAGAGGAAGAUGAAUUCCUGGUUGUAGCUUGCGAUGGGAUCUGGGACGAAAUGACCAACGAAGACUUGUGUGCCUUUGUGUCGAGCAGACUAAGGAUCACACAUGAUCUGGAAAAGAUCUGCAACGAAGUGAUUGACACGUGUCUGCACAAGGGAAGUCGAGACAAUAUGAGCAUCAUUAUUGUCACAUUUCCUGCAGCGCCUAAAGUCAGUCAGGAGGCUGUUGACGCUGAAGCAGACCUAGAUAAGAGGCUGAAGAAGAGAAUCGACGACCUGAUGGACCAAGAAAAGAUCACAUCGAUAAACGAGAUCCUGGAAGUGCUAUCCUCUUUCGACGGUCUGCCGCCUGGCGGGGGCGUACAUAGCAAGAGGAACUUCAUCUGGGAUUACAUGGUGGAGAAGAAACCUGCACUGGCGGAGCAGAGCGAAGAGGAAAGCACCAACUCAUAUCCCUCCGCACUCCCCCUUGACAUCAUAUCGCAAAGGUACCAGCGCUUUGCAGCCGCCACUAUGGGCGCAGGCGCUGCGGCAGCCGGCGCCACCACAACCGGUGGUGCGGCAUCCGGAGGAGCUGUAGCAGGUGCAGGAGGACUGUCAAAUGGAAGCUUAGAGGCAUCCACUCCGGCACAGAGCGAGAAGUCGGAGUGA